UUUGGAAAUCUUUGCAGGAAACUAUGUCUUUUUCCAUCUACUUCUGUCUUGACAGCCUCUCUCAAUGUAUGAGUGUUGAGUGCGCACCACGUCGCUCUCUCCACCACAUCUCACCACUGCGGUACGAGCGGGGAAGGGACCAAACACCACUUCCUCCACCACCUCCACCCCAGCAGCAGCAGCAGCUGUAGGAGCAACACACACACACGCAGACACACAGAGGGACACUCGCAGGCUCGCUCACUUGUUUCUGCGCCUCAGACUCCACGAGGCGAGAGUAUCUCGCUCUCUGCCGACUUUAUUACACAGGACCCCUGUUACCACAGAGGACGUAUAUCAACCCAACCCUGCAGUAGCCACAUCCACCACCACACAGGGACAACUUUGAGCUUUUGCUUUUCAUCCCCACGUCAGUGUAACCUUGGAAGUCGGACUGUCCAUGAUGAGAGAGAGGAUGGGACCGCUGCUUCUUUCCUUCGCCCUGUGUCUGUGCGCCGCUGUCCCGCAGCAUGCUAAAGCAGCAGAUGGUGAGGAACCAACUUCAGCAGGACCUUGCCAUCCAAACCCCUGCCACAACAAAGGAACGUGUGAGAUCAGUGAGACCUUCAGGGGCGACACCUUCAUAGGUUAUGUCUGCAAGUGUCCACCGGGGUUCUAUGGAGUUCACUGCCAACACAAUAUUAACGAAUGUGAAAGGGAUCCAUGUAAGAAUGGGGGAAUUUGCACAGAUCUGGUUGCCAACUAUUCCUGUGAAUGCCCGGGAGAAUACAUGGGAAGAAACUGUCAAUACAAAUGCUCUGGACCACUGGGCAUGGAGGGCGGGAUAAUCUCCAACCAACAGAUAACAGCCUCUUCCACCCACCGCGCUCUCUUUGGGUUGCAGAAGUGGUACCCGUACUUUGCACGCCUCAACAAGAAGGGACUGGUCAAUGCCUGGACCGCUGCGGAAAAUGACAGAUGGCCAUGGAUCCAGAUAAAUCUGCAGAGGAGAAUGAGAGUCACCGGCCUAAUUACCCAGGGUGCCAAGCGUAUCGGCAGCCCAGAGUACAUCAAGUCUUACAAAGUAGCCCACAGUGAUGACGGGAAAACCUGGAGAACAUACAAAGUCAAAGGCAAAGAUGAGGACAUGAUUUUCAGAGGCAAUGUGGAUAACAACACUCCAUCAUCCAACUCCUUCACCCCACCUAUUGAAGCACAAUACGUGCGCAUUUACCCACAAGUGUGCAGGAGGCACUGCACCUUACGCAUGGAGCUGCUGGGUUGCGAGCUAACAGGUUGUUCUGAGCCCCUGGGGAUGAAGUCAGGUCACAUCCAGGACUACCAGGUCACUGCCUCCAGUAUCUUCAGGACACUCAACAUGGACAUGUUCACCUGGGAACCUGGGAAGGCCCGCUUGGACAAACAAGGCAAGGUCAAUGCUUGGACAGCAGGACACAGUGACCAAUCACAGUGGCUACAGGUGGACCUGCUUGUGCCAACCAAGGUCACGGGUGUCAUCACCCAGGGAGCUAAAGACUUUGGCCACGUCCAGUUUGUUGGCUCGUACAAAAUUGCCUAUAGUAACGACGGCAAGUGGUGGACUAUAUAUCAGGAUGAGAAACAAGGCAAAGAUAAAGUAUUCCAGGGAAACUUUGACAAUGAAACACACAGAAAGAACGUGAUAAACCCCCCCAUUUAUGCCCGGCUGAUCCGAAUUCUUCCCUGGUCAUGGUAUGGUAGGAUCACCAUGCGUGCAGAAAUCCUCGGAUGCACAGAGGACGAGUGAAAGCCCCUUUCCCUCCAUAUUACUUGCUGUUGUUCCCUGCAUCCCCUGCUGGAAAAUCCCAUCCAGUAUUUUAAAAAUAAACUGUGCAGCCUGUAAAAAGAAAUCAAUUUCCAAUGGAUUUUUCAAGAAUAUGUGUUUGAUUGUGGUAGGUUGUUGUUUUGGUUUUUGUACAACCUGCCCCUAAAUUCACAUUUGUCAUUUUGGGUUAAGGUGUAAGAUCAGUCUUUUUAUUUUUAUUUCUUGAAGAGUUGUCAUCCUGUUUGGAAUGCAUUUCUGUAAUAUACAUUGGGGGUUGGGAUAAAGGGGUGGAGUCAGAGCGGUGAGUCUCAUUGUGGUUUUAACUAGUCACCAUCGAAGCUAUUGUACAGUGUCACUUUUUAAAAUGUGUCUGCCGUGAUUCAGUGGACAUAAUUAACCCGUUCCAUAUCAUAACCAAGUUAUACAAACACAGUGUAGACAACUAACAUUAUUAAACCUUUUUUUUCAGCUGCCACACUUUACUCAAGCCAUGCUUUUACCCCUUAAUGGACGCUGACAUUGUUACACCAAUCAAUUCACUAUUACUGCUCCUGUAUUAUAUGUAAAAGAGAAGUUGAAACUGCAUGGUGAGUAAAUUAUAAAUGUACAAUAUUAUGACAAAUAAUUCAAAUAUUCAAAAAAAACUAGCCCUGACGUCAAAGACUUUAAUUUAGGAACCUAUUUUUAUCUGCCUUUCUAAAUACUUCUGAAACACUAAAUCACACUGCAAAAAAGCUGACUGAAGAUGACUGACAUGUACGGACGAACAUGUACAGUGGAACAUGGAUCUGCAGCACUGACAAUAAGGCUUACAGACUAUCUGUAUUUGCUAUGUGUUUUCUACGUGUGUUAGGAUUUACUCUAUGUGCAUCUUUGUUGUUCUUUUCUCAGAGCUGAGAUGGACACUAAUGUAUUUUAAUGGACUUUUUUUCUUUUUCUUUUGGGGGGGUCUGAAUUGAAUCAGUAAUAAUGCUCAGGAUAGAUUAGCAACGUGUCAAAAAUGUCUUGUCUCUUCAUUAAAACAUUUUUGUAUUAGUGCUUGGGGAACUGCUAAAUAGGCGAUUGGUGAGUUUCAAUUUGUCCCUAAAUAAAGAGUCCAAAUGUUAAAAGAUCAUCCAUAUUCACUCCUACUUACAGUCGGCAGAAUUUCAAUUCAAAAAAUCCAUUAUGAGGAAUAUAUAAAUUAUAUGUAAUGUUUCAAACCCAGAGUGAUGAUGAUCCAUGACCUGUCUUGUUGUUAUUGUAGGGGUUGAUUCCUUAGGAUCAUACAUGAUUUAAGAACAAUUCAUUAACAUGUAACAAUAUGUUCCCAGGUCCACUGGCUAGUUGUAUUGAAUUGAAAUGACUGGAGAUUAAAAAUGUCCAAAAGUUACUUUAUCCCUGGUUAUACAGCAGCAAAAGCCUUUACAGUCUAUUCUACAUGGUUUUAAAAAAGAGCUGGAUUACUGAUAGGGAAUACAAGUUAUUCUUUAUUUUCCUCAAAUUAGGUGCUACAAUAAAAGUUUAGUCUACUUCUGUGGGCUGCUGAUAGUGCCCAUGGCAGUGGGUAGGAUAUAGAGUGGUGGGGUAAUAGAGUGGUGAGGUAACAUGUGUUUUAACAUCACAGGUCCUCAUCAAGCAUCAAGAAGAGCAAAUAUUGGGCUUUAGUUUUUACUGAAAUAGAAAAAACCUCCACUAUGUGCCAACAAAUCCAAUAUGGCCGCCUCCGUAUAGAAGUUGUGUUUCUGAUCCAUGAAAUUGGAAAUUUCAGUUGCGCUAACACUCACGAGUGUUUCAGUACUGUGGGCUAAAGUUCUGUUUUAUGUCAGUAAAAAUGUAAUGUAACAGUUACUGUCACAUUUAUUGGACAUUUCUUUUUGUUAAGAGGUGUUCACCACAAAACUGAAGCAGAACGUAAAGCGUUUUAAGUCAAAAGACAUUCCAGUUGAGCAAAUAACAAUAUAAUUUGCUGCUGUGGUAAAGAGUAAUUGUUGCCCAAUUUUAUCUGCACUAAAGUGCAAGAAUCAUUCUUCUGAUGAAAAAUGAGAACAUUGAUUGCUGUAAAUUGGUAACCUACAUUCCAGAGAGUCAUUGGCAAAAAGAAAAAAAAAUAUAUAUGUAUAAACAUAUACAUUAAAAAUCAGUUUUUUCUUAGCUUUUUUAUUGUAAUAACAGAUAACAGAUUUUCUUUUCAAAAAGAAUUAGAUAGAACUAUGUCUAACUGUCCAACUUUUUCUCCAUAUCUGUGUAGAGUAUGUUAGAGCCAAUGAGGGAGCAGUGCAACUACUUUGAUCAUUUCCUAUCAUAGUGACGUCCACUGGCACGUUGUAUCCCAGCAUAUCCAAACAGAUCUAAUAGUUUUUGCUUUGUGCUCAGCAUCGAUUGUCUCGUGCAUCGUAAGACUUCAUCUCAAGGCCCAGAAGUGCAAAGUGGAAAAUCACCGGUCUUUGUGUUUCUGUGUCUGCACUUCACUUAUUAUUUUGGGCCUCCUCUGUCUGUGUGUCAAUCACUAUCUAAAAAAAUGUACCUAUUGUGCUGGUUAAGCCUGAGGAGGAGAGUGAGGAUCUGUGUACAGUCAAAAAAAAGAUGUUGCUUCAGACAAAAAACUCUUUCAGUUUGACAAAUAAACAUCUGUUAAAA
Cynoglossus semilaevis (tongue sole) is the source of this 4402-nucleotide messenger RNA. Its product is annotated as EGF-like repeat and discoidin I-like domain-containing protein 3. Lineage: Eukaryota; Metazoa; Chordata; Actinopteri; Pleuronectiformes; Cynoglossidae. The coding region runs from base 440 to 1765 and encodes 441 amino acids. The record is from RefSeq and is a predicted model, not a curated record. Gene Ontology annotation, cellular component: plasma membrane. The transcript is spliced from 10 exons. Gene Ontology annotation, molecular function: calcium ion binding; signaling receptor activity.